Molecule: messenger RNA, 5628 nt
Organism: Lytechinus variegatus (green sea urchin)
Lineage: Eukaryota; Metazoa; Echinodermata; Echinoidea; Temnopleuroida; Toxopneustidae
Product: oxysterols receptor LXR-alpha-like
Exons: 8
Coding region: 757-2244 (495 amino acids)
Biological process (GO): ecdysone receptor signaling pathway; positive regulation of transcription by RNA polymerase II; negative regulation of transcription by RNA polymerase II
Cellular component (GO): nucleus
Molecular function (GO): RNA polymerase II cis-regulatory region sequence-specific DNA binding; nuclear receptor activity; zinc ion binding
Source: RefSeq, a predicted model, not a curated record
AUGGCACAAGUGCUAAUACGCAGGGAUUAUAAACUAUCAAAGCUGCCUUCUUUAAAACCCCCCAGAAUGGGAAUGAAUGGGCGGGCAAUGAAUAGCGGAAGAAUUGUUCCCUUUUAUAACUGUCCCUCAAAAAGGCUUUCAGCGCCUCUUUCCCCUUCAGCUGAACUCUGUAAAAGUACUAGGUGUUUAGGCGUGAUCAUCAAUCCGUGCCCGCAACGAGGCUGUCCUUUUGACGAUCAGCUCUUCUCUUGUAAUUGAUACAGCGCACAAAACCUGAUUCACUGCGCCUUACCCCUGUAAGCUCGACGAUCAACACUGGCGCCAAUGCGAUAUCAACACCUCGACCUCUGCCACCACCAGGUCCAACCUACAACAGGCAGCAUCUGAUCUGCUAGUGGACACCCACAACAGGGUGGGCAAAGGAAGGUUAUUCCUUAGGAGAUUUCGACCAGACAGAUACGCUUGCAGCGUUGCAAUUGCAAUCGCUACAUGAAGAUCAGCUGUGUGUAACUUACAGCAUGCCGCUUGUUGACAAGUUGUCACGGAUCUUGAUAAGAUAGUGCCGCUCAGUUCCUUCACCCGGUCACCUGUACCUCUUUAACCUCUUGCUUCCUGGAACCAGUUUGUCCCUGUACAAAACCAAUGGGAAUCCCAGACUCCAGUCAUCAACGAAUUUCCUUUAUAUCCAGGGAUUGCCUAACAGACUAUAGUGUUUUAUCAUACCCCGUCUUAUGAUCUCAUUCCCAUUUGUGGCUUAUGUUUUCUCACUCAUCUCGAUCGCCUUAUGAGGAUAUAAUGGAUUAUUACAUGGAAUGUGAUGAUCCGGCCACUCAGUCGCUACAGAUCAAGUCGGAGCCUCCCGACACCGGCUACGAGAUGCUCGCCCAGUCGACGGGUAACCCCUUCUCACAAUCCCCCACCCUCGUCUCCCCGUCCUCCACCUCGACGUUACCCUCCCUCACGAUGAAAGAACAGUCAUCGCCGCAGUCGAUAUCAUCGGACGGCAGUACGGGGCCCUCUGGUGUCAAGAAGAGGAAAGGUCCGGCGCCGCGCAUGGACUUGGAGCUGUGUUUAGUGUGUGGAGAUAGGGCGUCGGGGUUCCAUUAUAACGCCCUCAGCUGUGAAGGUUGCAAAGGUUUCUUCCGAAGAAGUAUAACCAAGAAUGCACAGUAUAAAUGUACGAGAGGAGGCAACUGUGAAAUGGACAUGUAUAUGAGAAGAAAAUGCCAAGAAUGCAGGCUUAGAAAAUGCAGGGAAGUCGGCAUGUUAGCAGAAUGUUUGUUAACAGAAGAACAAUGUAAAUCAAAACGGCAGAGGAAGAUGAUGAAGAAGCAGCAGCAGAUCGACCAGAGUCCGCAACAGAGCGAAGAGGAGAGCAUUCCGCUUCUGACCGACGAACAGAGAGAGGUCAUCGAGAAUCUUGUCAGCAUACACAAAGAGCUGGAGAUUCCUGGACCAGAGGACCUCAAGCAAGUCAUGCCUUGGAAAGAAGGCCAAGGUCAGAACUCACAAGCCAACGGUUCCAAGUCAGUCCAGGCUUCAGAUAUAUAUGAUGCAUCAAAUCCAUUACCAGGGCUGAUGCCCGUGUUAAACCCCAAGAAAUCGUCAGAGGACGGAGACGGAGAUGAGCUUGAUGAUCAGGACAACGAUGCUCUUCAUCUUCGUUUCGCUCACAUUACAGAACUCACCAUCCUAACCAUUCAGCUCAUUGUGGAGUAUAGCAAACACAUACCAGGUUUCCUCACACUCAAGAGGGAAGACCAAAUAUUACUUCUAAAGGGCUCUGCCAUUGAAGUUAUCAUGCUCAGAGUAGCCCUGAGGUACGACCGCGAGCUGGAUGCCAUCAUGUUCGGCAACGAGAUGCCGUACACACGAAAGCAGCUUCUUGAAGGCGGUAUCGGGGACCUGGUCGACCCCAUGUACAACUUUGCCAAGAGUAUGUCAGAGCUGGAGCUGGACUAUGCAGAGUUUAUUCUUCUAAUGGCAAUCACGAUAUUAUCACCAGAUCGGCCAGCCAUCAUCGAGCGAGAGCGAGUGGAACAGAUGCAGGAGACAUACCUGGACAUGUUGCGUUCGUACCUGAAGCUACGGCGCCCUCACGAGGUCCUUCUCCUCCCCAAAGUUCUGAUGAAACUGACAGAACUCCGAAGUCUAAACAAUAGCCACUCGGAGCUCUUAUUCCAACUCAAAGUGAAGGAUCAAAAGAUCCCGCCCCUCCUCCAAGAGAUCUGGGACGUGAAAUGACAUCCAUAGCCGUUCUUGUUAUUCUUGCUGCCAAUCUUGUGGACCUCCUGUUCCCUGUGUGACUCAAGGAUCAAGAGAUCCCGACCCUUCCCUAAGAGAUCCCAGUCCUACCCCAAGGGGCAUUGGAACUGACAUGACAGCCAUUUCCCUUGUAUCAUCAUCCACAUCUCUGCCAAUCUUUAAGAACUCUGAACCUAUCUCGCCAAUCUUCCUACCCACGUGACCGUCUUGACGACAAGUGAUGUACAGAAUCCGCAAAGUCGUACAACCCUUAAGAAUGUAGGCAUUGGAAUGACAGCCAUAUCAUCAUCCACAUCUCUGCCGAUCUUCAAGAACUCUGAACCUGUCUCGCCACUCUUCCUAUCCAUGUAGCCAUCUGUAGUGCGACCAAGACAACCAGUGUACAGUAUCCACAAACUCGUGCAACCCUUUAGAAUGUUCCUGUCCUGUCCUGUGCCCUUUGAGAAUUCUUGAUAUGGAAACAAGGUAUAUAAAAUGCUGCCAAUCCUUAAAUGGACAAAUUUGGUAUGUCUUGGUGUGUAAUCUUAUAGGUGUUAGUACCAGUUUGAGUAUCCUUCCGUCUUAAUUCUGCAAUGCAAGCGCUCUAGAGGUCUAUGUUUACCAGGAAAUCUUGUGGUGGCAUCUGAAGGAUUGUGAAUAGGAACAAACUGCUUAAUCUAAACGGGAUCUUCUUGUGGAAUGGUGCAUCUUCUGUAAUAUAUGGAAUAAUGUUGAGAUUGAUUGGGAAAUAAUGUAGGACGCCUUCCGGCUCUGUCAGGUAGUAUCCACAACCUCGAAGUCCACUGGUGACAGAUCAACCUGAUGCACAUCAAGGAAUAAUGCAUAUUUUAGAGUGGAACUACUCUAAAGUAGAUCAGAGAGGUCUACUAAUGCUGGAGCAAGGAAUACUCUGGAAGUUCGUUGAGACGAUGGAAAGCGGGAAGUGAUAUUGAGAGCUUCGCAUCCAAGACAAAUCAGUGAAUGGACGUCACUUUUUUUGUAGUUCAAACCCUCUUAAGAGAUCCUGGACUUCAGGUGAUCAUUGAUAUCACAUUGAGCUCGUGCUUUCGUGAUUAGAUCUUGUAAGGCAAACCCAAAUCACGUUGCGAGAGAGUUGUGUCAGACGCACAGUUGUCUGAUCUAAUUGAAUGGCUCUCCAAACAGUUCCAUUUUAUAGGGUAAAGCAAGAAAUUUGCAUUAAUUUUAAGUCAAAUGCAAAUCACAAAAUCAAGAAUAAUUUGGCAUUACAAGAUAGUUGAUUAGGUUUCACAUUACACCAUGUAUCUUUCUUGGGCAAGCGUUGGUCCUCUAAAGGACCAUCCAAACUUUCCAGGACCAUCACUUGCCCAAGAAAGAUACAUGGUGUACCUUGAAACCUACUACACUCUUCUACUUCGCCGUGGAAACCUUCAGAUGUUACAUCGAAAUUUCAGUUUUACUUACAUGUAAAUGAGAAUCAGCUGCAAGUUUGUCUUAAUAAUGUAAGGACUUAUUCUUAAUUCUUAAGAUUUGCACUUGAUCUGGAAUUAAACGCAAGUCUAUCGCGAUACCCUAUUGGAUCUCGCAAUUAGGGAACCAGGCAAAUAAUUAUGAUUAAAUGGAUUUGUAAAAGGCGGAGCAGAUGUAGACUCUCACAAAGCAUUAUGGGUAAACUUGUAGAAAGUCGGUUCAACUGUGCGUGUUUUACUGCAGGAGACGGGCUAAAUUAUAGACAUUGACAUCUCACUGAAAUGUUUGUUUUCAAAACCAUCCUCUUAUUACCAGAAAUUUUCAUCAUAUAACCAUGACAAAAAAAUAUUUUUAUACAUUUUUGCAAGAUGCAAGAUUUCUCAUUUACUUCCUAACGCAGUUGAAUAAAUUUAACUUGUAAAUGCUUGAUACUUAUUUUUAAUGCGCGAAUUCAGAUUAUUUCAGUUCUACCCAAAUUUUUGCAUUUUUCAGAGGUAAUAUUUUUUCCUAGGUAUAUUAAAAAUAGCUCUACUUUUCUAGGCAAUAUAAUAAAUCCAAUGAGUUCCAUGUACAUUUAGAUAUUUAAUGUAAGAAUCAUAAAAAUGAAUUAAAACAAAAAUUUUUGUGCCAAUACUGUUUCUCCUUGUGUGAGGCUACAAUUCGAUGUCUGCCUAGAUUCGUUAUUUUUAAAUUUUCAAAUUAUUCCAAUAAGAAAUGAGCUGUAUAUUGAGCUUUCUUGUCAUUCAAGGGUUAUUGUAUGUGUUUUCUGAUAGAGAAACAUGCGUUUGAUAUAGAUAUUGGGAUUAUAUAUUAUCUGAAAUAAACUUCUUAUCUCUUAAGAAUAGAGAAAGAAAAUCCUCGUGCAGGUGAAGGAAAAAAAAUGAAUGCAAGAAAAAAAUGUGUUUGCAAAUUGACUUGUAUAAAAGGAAAAUGAAAUACUGUUUAGAUGUAAGUAUUUUUCCAGUGUGAUUUUGUGAGCUAAAAAAAUAUAGUAUGAUGUAGAUUUUACUAUUCAUGAAGGUAAUGUAGAGAGAAAAGCAGGGAUGGAAUUGAUUGGCUGUUUUCAGGCCAGAACUCUUGAGAGAGUUUUUUUUUUGUAGAUGCAGCAAGAAGUAUAUAGCAUUAUCGACUAAUAAUACUAAUGAGAAUAAUAUUGAAGAAACAGCUGUUUUUGUAUACUAGUUUGGAGCCACUAGAAGUGGUGCUUGUGUUGGUCUGUGUACAUUGUAAAUAUUCUUGACUGCAAACAGUUAACCACCUAGACUUGAAAUCCAGUUGUUUUUCCACCUAGCACUUUCGUGCUUCCAGACUCUACAUGGACAUUGAUUUGACAAAAAAAAAAUUAAGGAGUUGUGUGAAGGAUUUUAUGUGUAAAUGUAUAUGUUGUAUUUUAGGUUCAGAAUAUUUGUCUUUGUUACGAUACAGAGGAGAUCAGUUUUAUCAUGCGUAUUAUUUCUAUUAUUUUCUUCUCACUCUUGGGUCGAUUGUAAAUGUUAAAAAUAUGUGUAUCAAGAUUUUGAUUUUUUCCCCCCGAUAUGGUAUGAUUUUUAACAGAUUCUGUAUGAAAUUUUGUAGUAUAGGAUUUUGUGUAAAAUGAGAGUGAGAGACAGAGAGAGAGAGCGAGAGAGGGUGGGGGGUAGAAUGUAAUGUUAUAACAUUAUUUCUCUUUGAAGAUAUAAUUUAUUUUAUUAAUCAUGCCUCUGGCCAACUUAGAGUUCGACCUACUAUCAUAUGCUUUAAUCAUUUUAUCAGCCGACCACUAAUACAGAGUUGGACAAUAGAGGGCAGCCUUCCUCUUGAACUGCAAAUGCUCAUACUAAGAUGAACAAAGUUUCAUCUUGCUUCAAUAGAAAAUGGACUGGGAGUUGACGAUUCCUAUUUUUUGUUUGAUCAUACAAUUUGCAUUAAUAUGAAAACUCAUUUUAUGAGAAAUAU